Molecule: messenger RNA, 1884 nt
Organism: Hibiscus syriacus
Lineage: Eukaryota; Viridiplantae; Streptophyta; Magnoliopsida; Malvales; Malvaceae
Product: cytochrome P450 78A5-like
Exons: 2
Coding region: 72-1622 (516 amino acids)
Molecular function (GO): monooxygenase activity; oxidoreductase activity, acting on paired donors, with incorporation or reduction of molecular oxygen; iron ion binding
Source: RefSeq, a predicted model, not a curated record
CUCUUGUGCUCUCCAAGUAACUCUCAAGUUCAUUCUUCCUGUUCUAUUAUAUAUCUUCUUCUUCGUUGAAGAUGUCCCUCGAUCAUGGUUUACUGUUGCUUCAGACUCCUCUGUUGAGCUUCGAAGCAUUUCUCUGGGCCCUUCUAUUGGUUGGAACCAUUGCCAUGUGGCUUUCACCUGGGGGUAUUGCAUGGACACGUUUCAGGUCCAAGGCGAGUUUCUCCAUUCCUGGCCCGGUCGGGUCACCUCUACUGGGGCUACUCACUGUGUUCAAUGGCUCCACUCCUCAUCGUGUCCUUGCCAAGCUUGCUAAAACCCUCAACGCCGUGAAGCUGAUGGCUUUUUCCGUCGGGUUCACUCGGUUCAUCAUCUCCAGUGACCCUGAAACCGCCAGGGAUAUUCUCAACAACUCGGCUUUCGCCGAUAGGCCGGUGAAGGAGUCGGCCUAUGAGCUCUUGUUUCACAGGGCAAUGGGUUUCGCUCCUUUCGGUGAGUAUUGGAGGAAUUUGAGGCGUAUCUCGGCCACCCAUUUGUUUAGCCCCAAGAGAAUCGCUGCCUUUGAAGCAUAUAGGCGUGAGAUUGGCAUGAGGAUGAUUGAUGAAAUCAACAGUUCAAUGGAAGACAAGGGUGAGGUCCAGAUUAAAAUGGUUCUUCACUUUGGAUCGUUGAACAAUGUGAUGGCGACCGUAUUCGGUAAGAAGCACGACUUUGUAGAGGCCGGUGACGGGUUCGAACUCGAGGAGCUUGUGAGUGAAGGGUAUGAGUUACUGGGUUUAUUUAACUGGAGUGAUCAUUUUCCUCUUUUAAGCUGGCUGGAUUUGCAAGGUGUAAGGAAAAGGUGUAGGAAUUUGGUUUCUCAAGUAAAUGUUUUUGUUGGGAAGAUCAUUGAAGAACAUAGGCUAAAAAGGGUCAUUGGAGGGUUGAAAGAUUGUUGUGAAGUUGGGGAUUUCGUUCAAGUUUUGCUGGAUUUGGAGAAACAUGAGAAACUUAGUGACUCCGAUAUGAUUGCUGUUUUAUGGGAGAUGAUUUUCAGGGGUACCGACACAGUGGCAAUCUUGCUCGAAUGGAUUUUGGCUAGAAUGGUUUUACACCCAGAGAUACAAGCAAAGGCUCAAACCGAGAUCGACUCAGUCGUCGGAAACUCGAGGCUGGUUUCUGACUCGGACAUUCUCCAUCUUCCAUAUCUUCAAGCCAUAGUGAAAGAGACUCUCAGGUUGCAUCCGCCGGGGCCUCUUCUUUCAUGGGCUCGCCUAGCCAUCCAUGAUGUUCACGUCGGUGACCAUUUCGUUCCGGCAGGCACAACAGCGAUGGUGAACAUGUGGGCAAUCACUCAUGACGAGAGAGUGUGGGAUGAGCCUGAAAGGUUCAAGCCAGAGCGGUUCAUGGAACAAGAUGUCAGCAUUUUGGGGUCUGAUCUUAGGUUGGCUCCAUUUGGUUCGGGUAGAAGGGUUUGCCCUGGCAAAGCACUGGGUUUGGCCACUGUUCAUCUCUGGUUGGUUCUGUUGCUCAAGUAUUUCAAAUGGGUUCCGUUCAAGGAAGGGAACGUGGACUUGACUGAACAUCUGAAACUCUCCAUGGAGAUGAAGCACCCACUGGUUUGCAGGGCAAUACCUAGGACCUAGGUGUCCCUGAACCCUCUUUUCGUUGGCUGCCUUGAUGUUUACAUCUAUGUUUUACCUUUCAUGUUUAGGGUUUCCUUUCCUUUUCUGUUUAGCUAGUUUUUCCCGAGCUUGAAAGAAGUGUUUUUAUGUUUAGUGAAAUGGAAUCUAGUUUGGUUGGGGUUGGCUUUUUAUGUACCGUUUAAAACUAAUGAACAAUCUUCAUGCUUUGUACAAAGAUUCUAACUUUUCGUGGCUAUGUUUUGCUUGUUUCUCGCUUUUGAAU